GUAUUUUUAAAACGACCUGCUGUCGGUAUUUUAGCUGAACCCAGGUGCAUGCAUAUUUCGUUUUUUCGUCAGGGUGGGUGUGCGCAAAAAUCGGUCGGCAAGCAAUUCAAAAGUAAGAGCAAUCGGAGCAAACCAAAAACGGGAAGAACUUAUUAAAACUGUGAAAGAAAAAUAAAAAGGCUAAUCGAAUCGGUGAGCUGUGUUUAUUAGGACAAAAAGUUGCAUAUUUGGAGUGCAAGGCAAGGCGAAGGAAGUGGAAGGACAAGCAAAGAAAUCGUGCUCCUAUCCGUUCUUGUACUGUGUCUCUCUUUUGUUGCGAGAGUGAGUGUGUUAGUGUGAGUGUAGAAAUUUGCAAGAACAGCAACGCCAAUAAACGAGGAAUCGAGAAAAAACGCAGUGGCGCGUGAAUCACGAGCAAUCUGAAUCAUCUCCCUACGGCAAUACCUGUUUCUGUUGGCGAAUACUUUAUUGCAGAUAAAUCCCAAAGGAUGGAGCACCACGAGGACAACGCGCAAUUGGACAACUACUUGCAAAACCGCCUGGCCGAAUGUCUGCAAAUUUCCGGAGGCGCCGGAGAGCAUAAUUCUCAUGUGGCAGACGCCACUGGGGAGAACUGUUCUGCUCCUGGCAUCGCGCCCUCAAAGUCGGAUGAAGUCGACGCGGAAGAAGACGAGGAGUGGAAGUACAUACACGAGGUGCAGCAGAGUGAAAAGCUUCAACAGGAAAUGCUUCCCCUGACAAAGGAAACCGGCAAUGGUUUUGGACCCGGACGGGAUUUUGAAAAUCAACUCCUCGGAAACGGAGCUGCCGCUGGCUUCAAUCUGGUCUACGAAGAGGACGUGGAAGUGAUCAAGAACGAUGGCGACGUCUCCACAAAUUCCAACACCACUACUUCAACGGACGAGGUCGUAGCCCAGCAGACCCAGGAGCCAGACCAGUUGGGGGAGCAGCGUGAGCAACAGCAGUUACAAUCGCAAGAUGUUCACGAGGAUCUCCGUCAGGAAGACGAGGAUGAGCACAGCUCCGUGGCCACUACGUAUGGAACCAGCAGUCUCAGUGAAAACAAUUCCUCACCUUUAAAUCAGGAGGAGGUCGUAAUGUCGACCCAACCAGUUGGUCAUGAGCUGUUAGUGGGCUUCGACAACAAGGAAAACUGCGAUUUUGUUAAGGAACUGGAGGAGAACCACUCCCAGCUAAAUCCCAAUGCUGUCGCCUUUGUGCCUUCCUUUGGCUCACAGCCAUCAUCUCCCCUUCCUGCUGCUGAAGAUCCCCUGCCUCGCCAAUUUCUACCGGGGGGGCCCCUUGAUGAUCUGGUGGCGGAAAGUCCGCGCAAAGAAUUCGCCAGGAUCAAUAUGGAUGCUAUUGCCGUGCCCGAUGAACGGGAAUUUGACAUUGAAGCGGAUAUGCGACCCCACGAAUUAGAGCAGGAAUCCGACAUUUUUGGAGCAGGAAACCUGGAGAUGCAGUUGUUGAAUGGUUUAGGAACCGCUGAGCCAGCAGCCUUAAGGGAUGUUUUGGAUCAUGGUCCAGAGACAAGUGUCGAUAUGGACUUGCCGCUAGAUCAGGUGCCUGACGGCGCCGACAUCAUGAAACAAUCAAUUUAUGCCGAGCACAACGCCUCCAUUGAAGAUAUCCUAAAUUCCGUGCAACCUUUGCCCAUUCAGACAGUUGAAGACAAGGAACUAAUUCAUGUGGAGGAAAAAGAACGUGUUUCGAAGUCGCCUUCUACAGAGGAGCUCCAGUUUCACUCAGAUUUCCCAAACAAUCAGGACUCGCACACGUUGUUCAAUAACAUUCAGCGAGAUCCAAUGCAAGCUUCAUUUUACUUGCAACAUACCUCUAAGAAGGCACAAGAGGACCACCAGGAGCUAAAGCAGCUUCCCGCUGAGUGCUCUGAUAUUUUUGCCGACCAGAGUUUGUUGCUAGACACCAGUGCACCGCAGUUUAGCUCUGAAUCAGACUCUCCUGUGGCAAAACUGGUACUGGAAUCCCAGCAAGCUGACAUUGAAGACAUCACACCUUCGCCCCUUUCAUCCACUGCAGAGAAACAUCUGGUUGAAGACACCAAGGAGCUAGUUGGGGAGUAUACGUUGGAUCCGGAAUCCCAUCUCUUUGGGGCUAUUUCAUCCGAAGAUUCUCCACAGAACGACGAGGAGUACGCUGCUCUUAAAUCAGUUUCCGGUUGUGAAACUCACAACUUUGAUGAAAAAUCACCUGCACCGCAAGGUAUUAAUCCGUUUGCCCAGCCAUUUACGCCCGCUCAUCUGGAGACACAGCAGGAGGGUUUGGGAGAUAUGUCUAUAACUGCUUCCCAGGACUUCGCUAUAUGUGAUAAAGUCAACGACGAGGAGUACGCUGCUCUUAAAUCAGUUUCCGGUUGUGAAACUCACAACUUUGAUGAAAAAUCACCUGCACCGCAAGGUAUUAAUCCGUUUGCCCAGCCAUUUACGCCCGCUCAUCUGGAAACACAGCAGGAGGGUUUGGGAGAUAUGUCUAUAACUGCUUCCCAGGACAUCGCUAUAUGUGAUAAAGUCGUGAGUACGUCUACAAAGGGAGCAGAGGAUCAAAGAAAUGAGCAACAAGUAAUCGCCAAGGAGGAACCGCUGUACGCUGUUGGAGAUUUCGUUGCCCAGGAUGAAAAUCUUGCCACUGAAAAUAUCUUCGUUGGUGAAGACUGUGUACCCGAAAAUGAACAGCCUCAUGCUGUUUCAGAGGAGACACCACUUGUUUCUGCUUCAAAGGAGAAACUGUUGCCUUGUACUUCAGAUGAGCAAUUGCUGCCUUCUCCUUUGGGACAGAACCUGCUCAUUGCUGCCCCAGAGGAGCCAUUGUCAGCCGCUGCCGAUGGACCGAUAACUUCUCAGUUUGAUGAAAAUGUUAUCUCAAGUAUUAAGCCUUUGGAAGACAUUUUAGAAGCGGAAAAAAAUAUUGAAGUUGCGAAAAGUUUGUCUGAAGUAACUUCUGUUGCUCCAGUGGUUGGAGGUGCUGUUGCUGGUGCUACCAAAACCCAUUCCGCGGGAAACCCAUCCAAAGCAGGAUCGACAGCAGCUAGUGCUAAACCGAAAGCAGCAACCUCAGUAAUGAAGAAGACUGCACCGGGCUCUACUUCUGCUUCCGGGGCAAACAAGUCAGCUGCUCCACGUGCAAGUACCGCCCGCCUUGGAACCAAAACUACAAGUACAGCUCCAAAAACUUUGACAUCUUCAGGAACUGGAAACCCUCGAAAGUCACUUAGCAGCAAUGCAGCAUCUACAGUAAAACCACCGACCAAGCUAAGCAGUACACGACCAGCUACAGCUCCUGUGAGCAAGGUAACAUUAGGGGCCAAAACCAUAACCAACAAGCCGACUGGAAGUGGAACUACAUCUGGUAAUGUAACUAGGACAACACUUCGUAAACCAGCAACAAGUGGAACUGGAACUGGAGCCUCGAUAACUGCUCGACGACCAGUUACAAAUGCUACAUCAUCUGCUCCUAGCAGCGCUGCGUUAUCAAAAGUUCGCCCUGCGGCUACAAUGACUGCUGAAGUCAAGCCUAAAGUUUUGUCGCCGCGCAGCACCAUAUCUACCACCACCACUGUGCGGAAGGUGCCUAGCACAGGUGCCCCUUCCCUUUCUACUCGUAGCCCUACCAAGCAUCAAGCCAAUGGAUUAGGCAAGAAUAUCAACUCUACCACAUCUUCCACUACUACUGCAACUAUCACAAAAUCUUUCACAGCUCGCCCAGCUCCUAAGUUUACGCAUUCUGCUAGCUCAGCCAAUAACAAUGGGAGUACAACUCGACGAUUGCAGGUUCCUGGAAGCUCUUCUACUACAACCACAUCGUCUCUCAGGAAGGCAUCACCAUCAAAGGCAGCACCAGGGAAAGCCAAGGCACUGACACCGAAAUCCAAAGAUGACGCCACUAAAUCAUCGACGACUGUAUUAAAAGCUCGGAAUUCUACUUUGAAUGGCAGGGAAGGGGUAGCACCAUCUACCAAAAGUACUCUAACUACUACUGGUCAGAACACUGCGAAGGAAGUUGUCAAGCUUAACGGAAACGGCCUUGCAGAAGAGGAUAAGAUAAUUGAAGAGCAACCGUUUCACGAUCAAGAUGUCCCUGCCCAAAAUACUGAAGUGUCCCUUUUGGACUUUUAAUGUUCAUCCCAAAU
This is a messenger RNA of Drosophila erecta, 4150 nucleotides long. It is a transcript of the gene Map205, whose product is annotated as 205 kDa microtubule-associated protein. Bases 489 to 4136 code for a protein of 1215 amino acids. The transcript has 3 exons. The record is from RefSeq and is a predicted model, not a curated record. NCBI's taxonomy places the organism in Eukaryota, Metazoa, Arthropoda, Insecta, Diptera, Drosophilidae.